GCAAAAUGGCGCCACAGCUAGUGGCGGGCUGAGGACACUGGCCCCCCUCGAAGCCGGCCCCGCGGUGCCCGGGCCGCCCCGGCCACUCCCGGACAUGGAGGACGUGGAGGCGCGCUUCGCCCACCUCCUGCAGCCCAUCCGCGACCUCACCAAGAACUGGGAGGUGGACGUGGCGGCCCAGCUGGGCGAAUAUCUGGAGGAGCUGGACCAGAUCUGCAUUUCUUUUGACGAAGGCAAAACUACAAUGAACUUCGUGGAGGCAGCGCUGCUGAUCCAGGGCUCCGCCUGUGUCUACAGUAAGAAGGUUGAAUACCUGUACUCGCUGGUCUACCAGGCCCUCGACUUCAUCUCUGGCAAGAGGCAGGCCAGGCAGCUCUCGGCGCAGGAAGAUGGGGCCAUCAGGGACGCCAGCUCCAGGGCCUCCCGGCAGGUGGAGGAUGAGUUCCUGUCGCUGGAUGACCUGCCCGACACCCGUGCUAAUGUGGACCUGAGGAGUGAGCAGUGCCCCAGUGAGGUUGUCAUCGUGCCCCUUCUGCCAAUGGCCCUGGUAGCCCUGGAUGAGAUGGAGAAGAACAACAACCCCCUGUACAGCUGUCAGGGGGAGGUCCUGGCCAGUCGGAAGGAUUUUAGGAUGAAUACGUGCACCCCUCACCCCAGAGGAGCCUUCAUGUUGGAGCCGGUGGGCUUGUCCCCCAUGGAGACACUGCUGCCAAGGAGGGGUGAGGGCUCGGGAGUGGGGCCUGGUGAGGCUGAGAGGGCUGAGGAGCAGCCAAUGGAAGUGUCUGUGAUCAGGAGUCCGGUCCCUGUGCCCAGCAUCUCCCAGGAGCCAGGCACCUCUCCAGAAGGCCCGAGGCCCGGACACGGGGGUGAAGAUGAGGAUGAUGCAGAGGGAGCAGCAGAGCUCCCUGAGGCCGAAGCCCCCGAGGUCCCACUGGAGCCCCAGGAGCCCAGGAGCCCGCAGCAGAGCACUGCCCAGCCCAGGAGGUUUGACCUGCGGGAGAGGCCAGAGGCCCUGGAGCCUGUGUCCCAGCUGAAGGAGACCCCAGACCCCUGGCAGAGCCUGGACCCCUUCAACUCCCUGGACUCUAAGCCCUUCAAGAAAGGUAGGCCCUACUCCGUUCCUGCCUGCGUGGAGGAGGCUCCAGGACAGAAGCGCAAGAGGAAGGGUGCCACCAAGCUGCAGGACUUCCACCAGUGGUGCCUGGCCACCUACGCUGACCACGCUGACGGCAGGAGGCCCCGGAGAAAGGGCCCAUCAUUUGCAGACAUGGAGGUCCUGUACUGGACACAUGUGAAGGAGCAACUGGAGACCCUGCGGAAACUGCAGAGGAGGGAGGUAGCUAAGCGCUGGCUGCCGAGGGCCGAGGAGGGGCUGUGGCCCGUGGAGGAGGACCGCCUGGAGGACUCCCUGCAGGAACUGGGGGCGGCAGAUGACUUUCUCGAGCCUGAAGAGUAUGCAGAGCCUGACGGGGCCAAGCUUGGGGAAGCUGCAGACCUGGACAUGGAGGUCCUGUACUGGACACAUGUGAAGGAGCAACUGGAGACCCUGGGGAAACUGCAGAGGAGGGAGGUAGCUAAGCGCUGGCUGCCGAGGGCCGAGGAGGGGCUGUGGCCCGUGGAGGAGGACCGCCUGGAGGACUCCCUGCAGGAACUGGGGGCGGCAGCAGAUGACUUCCUCGAGCCUGAAGAGUAUGCAGAGCCUGAUGGGGCCAAGCUUGGGGAAGCUGCAGACCUGGAAGCAGAGGCCAUACCAGCGUCCUUGAGCUAUGAGGAGCUGGUCCGAAGGAAUGUGGAGCUCUUCAUCACCACCUCUCAGAAGUUUGUCCAGGAGACAGAGCUGAGCCAGCGGGUCAGGGACUGGGAGGACAGCAUCCAGCCUCUGCUCCAGGAGCAGGAGCAGCACAUGCCCUUUGACAUCCACAUUUAUGGGGACCAGAUGGUCUCAAGGUUCAGCCAGCUCAACCAGUGGUGUCCCUUCGCGACGCUGGUGGCUGGCCAGCCUGCCUUUGAGGUGUGCCGUGCCAUGCUGGCCUCCCUGCAACUGGCCAAUGACCACACUGUGGAGAUCACCCAGCAGCCGGGGCUGGAGGCGGCCGUGGACACCAUGUCCCUAAGACUGCUCACGCACCAGCAGGCGCACAAGCGCUUCCAGACCUAUGCUGCCCCCUCCAUGGCUCAGCCCUGAGUGGGGAGCCCUGUCCCCUGUGGCUACUGGGCACACAGCUGCUCACUCCCACCUACUUCCUGGCUGGCCCAGCCUAAUAAAG
Molecule: messenger RNA, 2267 nt
Organism: Molossus molossus (Pallas's mastiff bat)
Lineage: Eukaryota; Metazoa; Chordata; Mammalia; Chiroptera; Molossidae
Gene: NCAPH2
Product: non-SMC condensin II complex subunit H2
Exons: 23
Coding region: 95-2185 (696 amino acids)
Biological process (GO): mitotic sister chromatid separation; meiotic chromosome condensation
Cellular component (GO): nucleus; condensin complex
Molecular function (GO): chromatin binding
Source: RefSeq, a predicted model, not a curated record